Closterium sp. Naga37s-1 is the source of this 2649-nucleotide messenger RNA. The record is from the annotation of a GenBank genome assembly. NCBI's taxonomy places the organism in Eukaryota, Viridiplantae, Streptophyta, Zygnematophyceae, Desmidiales, Closteriaceae.
AUGGAGCUGGGCCGCGAUCCCGCUUAUUAUACCGGCCCGGGAGCAUCCGGCGGAGGAUCUGGGUAUCCUGGCAGCGGUGGCUCUGCGUAUCCUGGCGGAGGUGGUGGUUCCGCGUAUCCUUCCCACGGCCUUUGGAGCGACGAGGAAGAUGAAGAAGACUACAUGGGGGAGGAAGGCGACGAAGGGGACGACCUUCCAGACUCCAAGAAACGCAAGCGCGACCGCGGAAGCAACUGGAGCCUGGCGGAAGCGCUCUGGUUUGCGGAAGGUCUCAAAUCGCACCAGCAGAUGCAGGACAGUCUGGGAGAGAACGCGCUCAAGUGGGGAAAAGUCGAGCAAGGCAAAUACCUCGUGAAAUGGAUGGCUUCGGGCCGCGCUCCCGGCGGUGCGGUGUACCAUCGUUCGGCGCAGUCCUGCAUCAGCCGCCAUUACAACACGAAACUUCUUUUCCGGAAGAUCUUUCGUUGGCAGCGGCAGGUUCAGCAGGAGCAGCGCCGGAGGCUGCAGAUGGAAGGACGCGCCCCUCCUCCUGGGGAUAACUCGCUGGACGCCGCAAAUCCCGGCUCCGGAGGGAAUGUUGGGGCUUCUAACAUGCCUGGCGGGAUGCCCUACGUCCCUUCGACUGCGGAGGAUCCAUAUCUCGUGGCGCUGCGCGACCAGGCGAGUCUUUUGCUGGGGCCGACCGCGGGUCAAGCGGCAGGAGCUGGUGCAGGCGGGGAAGGACUGGGCGCUGGAGCGGGGGAUGAGGGGGACCCGUUAAUUUCGAGGUUGGCGGCGGCGACGGGACCUGGCGCAAUGGGCGGCGGAAGGCAUGGCAGUCAGGGAGACAUGCGCGGGGCUCCUGCGGCAACUGCCGGAAGGAGAGGACGUGGCCGCGGAAGAGGCGGCGGAAGGGGGCGGGGGGGAGGCGCAGCGUCCGCCGGCGGAUUCGGGUUCGCGGGCGGGCAAGAAGACGACCUGAUGACGUGGCGAGUCAACGACGGUGUGUUAUCUCGGCUUCCGGGGUCGUCGCGCGAGCCGCGCUCGAGCGGAGCGCUGGGGAGCGACGCAAUGGUCCGCGCGGCGCACGUGAUUGCGGGGGCGAUGGGCAGAAGCGAGGACGCGCUCGCGAAGCGCCACAAGCUGGAGACGCGCGAGCGGGAGACGCGGGAAAAGGCCAGGAAGGCCGAGGCAAACCAGCUCAAAACCUACCGGAAUAGCGACCUGGGGCUCAAAAAGGAAAAGCUGAUGCUGCUGAAGCGACAGGUGGAGGCUCAGGAGAGGCUGGUGGUCCUGGAAAAGCGGCGGGAGAAGCGGGAGAAGCAGCAGGUGGCGGCGGUUACGGGGAUGGCGCAGGCGGUUGGGGCUGCUGCUGCUGCGGUGCAUGCGGUGGUGGCGGCUUCCGGGAAGAUUUCAGGCCUGGCUGGGCUGGAUAUCGAAGAGUUAGUUAAAUCAAGCGUGGAGACGCUUAAAGCGAGUAUGGUUGUGGAGGAAGAGGAAGAGGAGGAGGUGGUUGUGGGAAUUGGUGGUGGUGGGUUUGCUGGUGUUCGUGGUGUUGGUGCGGAGGAGCAGGAGGAUGGGGAGAAGGGAAUGGAAGGAGUGGGAGGUGCGGAGGGGGGUGAAGCGGAGAGGGAGCGCGAGGAGGAUGGGGAUGUGCGCGAAGCGGCUGCUGUGGUGGAAGCAGGGCAAGGGCAAGAGGUGACGGGCGCGGGAGGGGACGUAGAGGGAGCAGAGGGAGGAUGGCUGAUUGGUGAAGAGGCUGAGGGGGGGAAAGUAGAGGGAGGGCAGGUGGAGGGGGAUGGUGCAGGAGAGGAAAGAGCAGGUAAGACGAGUGACGCUGGUGCGGGGGAAGGCAAUGUUGUGAAGGAGGGUGUUGCUGUGAGUGAAGGUGAUGCUGGGAUGAACGUGGAUGGGGGAGGGGAUGCGGGUAAGGAAGGGAAGGAUGAGCCAGCUGUGGUAGGAGCAAAGGAAGAGGGCGCAGAGGGAGGAGAGGGCGGGAAGGGCGAGGAGGGAGAGGAGGGUGAGAAAGGGAGGGAGGGAGGGGAGGAAGAGAAGGGUGCAGAAGAAGGAAAGGAAGAGCAAGAGGGAAAGGCGGGCUGUGAAGGGAAGGAGGUUGUUGAUGGUAUGGAGGUAGACAGUGCGGUAACUGGUGGUACAAAUGCUGCCGCUCCUGAUGUGGAUGUUGCGAGCAAGGAGGCAGAUGCAGCAGGAGAGGGUAUUGAUACGAAGCAAGGUGGUGAGACUGAGAUUGAAAAAGAGGCUGAGGAAGAGGCGGGAAACGAGACCGGGGCGGCUGAGACUGGGAUUGAGGGGGUUGUGCCUAUAACCGAGGCGGCUGAAGGGGCGUCUGCUGAAGUGAGCAAGGAGGAGCAAGGUGGAGAUGACAAGGUGAAAGACGAUACAAAAGAGGGAGUGGCGGUGGGGGCAGAUGCAGGGAAGGAAGAUGAGGAUGGUGCGGCUGAUAAGGGUGGGGCUGGGGGUGAGGAGGGCUCGAAGGGAGGGGAUGGUGCUGCUGCAGGGGAGGCAGCUGGUGGGGAGGAGGGCGAAGGGGGAGGAGCAGAGGGUGCCAGUACGGAAGGUGACAGUAAGGGAGGUGAGGGUGCUGCAGGGGAUGCCAUGGCAGUGGAUGGUGCAGCAGCAGGGAGUGAGGCAACAGAAGCAAAGCCCUGA